Messenger RNA from Oppiella nova, 784 nucleotides. NCBI's taxonomy places the organism in Eukaryota, Metazoa, Arthropoda, Arachnida, Sarcoptiformes, Oppiidae. The record is from the annotation of a GenBank genome assembly.
UGAGUUGUCAGUUAAAGGAUCGGGUGGUUUUGGGACAGUAUUGCGAGUGAAACACAAAUAUGAUGGACAGGUAUUUGCCGUCAAAUACAUUAAAUUUAAUGAUUUUGAUGAAAAAGAAACCGAAAAUGUAGUCAAAGAAGUAAAGAAUUUGGAAAAAGUUAAGUCUGAAUAUGUGGUCCAAUAUUACCACUCAUGGCGUGAAACCGGAUGUCUUUACAUACAAAUGAAGUUCUGUUCCCAUAGUCUGCAGAAUAUUAUUGAAGUGAAACCACAAGUAUUUGGUCGACAAGCGGGAGAUCCCAUGGAUUUAUACGAGUAUUUUAUUUCGUGUGAAAUAUUCCGUCAGAUCUUAGAAUGCGUUCAAUAUUUACAUGAAUUGAAUCCUCCGGUCAUUCACAGAGAUCUCAAACCAGAAAACAUAUUAAUUGCACACAACGUAAAGAACGGCAGGCUUUUGAAGUUAUGUGACUUUGGUUUGGCUACAGUUCACGACAAACGCAUUCACUACAGGACUACACGUAAACAUAUGGCAGAUAUCGGGGACAUGAGAUACCAGGCACCGGAAAUUGGUGAGGGUAGAAAAUAUGGCCAUAAAUCAGACAUUUAUAGCCUGGCACUAAUUGGUGGUAAUAUAUUUGACGUGGACUUGUUACUUAUUGAUUUAGAUAGUCGACAACCGUAUUCAACAACACAUACUCUCCUAAACUCGUCGGCACUUCAGUUGCAAACUCUAUUGGACUCAAUGGUGACCCACAAGUGGCCUAAACAGACUGAUAAAGUCUAA